AUGACCACAUUUCCGGUCACUUCCGCGAAACUUACUCUCAGUUCAACUGGUAUAUACUGCACCUGUUGGUCACUUCCCUUCGUUCCUGGCAUUGGUUUCUCUGAAUUAAGUGCCGUUCGUCGAGAUGCUGAACCUACCAAGUAUUUUCGAUAUUUUGUCGAAGCUACUGUAUAUCUUUUGGCGUUCUUCGUGUUAAUAACUGGUUCCAAACAGCAUUUUGGAAAUCCUAUACAAUGUAUGGCACCGCCAGAAAGUCCAGAUUCCUGGGUUCACUAUUACCAUGACUACUGUUACAUCCAGGAUAAGUUACGUAUCUUCGAUAUGAAUGUGCGGAAAUCUAUUGAGUAUGAGGCAAGACAAAGAGCUGGUGCUGAUUACACACCAAUAGGCAGAUUCCACAAAGAGGAUUCUUCGCGCUAUUGGUCGCCACGUGUUAUGUACUAUCAGUGGGUUCCCUAUGUGCUGUUUCUGCAAGCAAUGUUCUUUUUAGUUCCGAAGCUUUUUUGGAAAUUGAUUGGUUUGCAUUUUUGCCACGGUGUGGAUAUGGAAACUGUCGUUGUUGAAGCCGAUAAGCUUCGUACACUUGUAGGCGAAGAUCGUCGGACGGCUCUCAAUAGCCUAGCAAGUUUUAUUCGCGACAUUUUGGAAGCUAAACAUAGAAGGUCAUUUUUCGGGUCUUUUGUGUCUACGAUUUGCUACGUGAUGACCAAAUGGCUGGAAGUAAUUAAUGCGUUUGGACAGCUAUAUAUGCUCUCUUGCUUUGUUGGCCAGGGCGAUUAUUUCUGGGGAUAUCAUCUGUUGUCCACGGUACUGACCGGUUCUGACGAUCCUAACACAGGAAUUUUCCCUAGAAUCGUUCUAUGUGAUGUUGCAAGAUUUGCGUUAGCAAACUUGCAUCAGGAGCACAUGCAAUGUGUGCUUAUGCUAAACUUCAUAAACGAGAAGAUCUACACCUUCUUGUGGUUUUGGAUUGUCUUUGUUGCUAUCGCGUCAACAUUCUCGGCUAUAAGAUACACAGCCGCUCUCUUUUUGCCCAUCUACCGCGGCCUUAUUGCUGACAAUUUCUUGCCUACACAGGACGUUUUGUUCUCAAAUGCUGCUGCUGAACACGGAGUUCGACCAACUCCGGUAGCAAGUAGAGCACUUGUGGACUAUUUUGUGCAUAAAGUUCUCAGAUGUGAUGGGGUUCUUUUGCUUUCGUUUGUCAAUGUGAAUGCUGGGGGCCUCGUCACUCAUGACAUCGCGCACCAGUUGUGGAAGAUCACUGUGCAACCUACAUUCAAAGGUUCGAGUUCUCCACCAGACGAGUGUGAAACGGAGAAGAAGGUGCCCGAACUUUACUGGCCGAGCUUCACUAAUUUGCCUUCAACGAUGCGGAAAAUGGGUUUGGCAAAACGCAUGGAGGCGGCGGGUGAUCGUGAUGUUUCUUUCAACGACAAAAAACAGUUUCAAACUGCGCAGCCAAUGGUACGGACGCGUUCUCUGAGUGUUGGUAAUCUUGAGGCGGAACCAUCAGCUCCCAUAGAGUCCUCUCCUUUAAUAUCAGAUGGUUCAACGCAAGCCGUUGAAGACUCAACAUGUCCUAUUCAGAGUCUGCCGGCUUCACCUGGUACAAAUCGACGACGUUUGGCUAACACUGGGCCCGGAGUAGCUCUUAUCGACAACCGCUACGGAAGAAAAUAG
Molecule: messenger RNA, 1683 nt
Organism: Necator americanus (New World hookworm)
Lineage: Eukaryota; Metazoa; Nematoda; Chromadorea; Rhabditida; Ancylostomatidae
Exons: 17
Coding region: 1-1683 (560 amino acids)
Cellular component (GO): plasma membrane; gap junction
Molecular function (GO): gap junction channel activity
Source: RefSeq, a predicted model, not a curated record